AUGGCAGAGAAGAGCCUCAUUCCCGCCUAUCUAUUCGGCACCUCAUUGCCGAAGAUGUACGUGCCCAUCGUUCUGUCGGAUUGCUCCGACUGCUCCUCUGUGUCCGCGGUUUCGGACGCACUCCAGACGGGAGACUGUAGCGACUCGACCUUGACGCCGACUUCGAGUCUUGAAAGCUCUCCCGCCUCGACCCGCCAGACUUCGCCUUCAACCGACAGCACCCGUAGCACUCUCAGUUACCGCCCUAGCUCGGCUGGGGCCAGCACAAUUGGCCGCGGAUCAUCACUUUCGCCUUCCGUCCACGGCUCGCCUUCGAAGGUCGAGUCGGCAUUUGCUGGCGUCUGCGCAAGCAAAUCCAAGACUGGGUCUCCGCCUACCUGCGCCGGGGCUCCUUCUCAUACCGUUCAGUCGAGCGCUCUUGGGCCGUCAGAACCCUCGGCCACAAACACUACCAACUCUGCCAUCGCCACCCAUACCGAGACGGGUCACGCAAGUUCCCACGGGGCAUCAACUUUCGACCGUCAGCCUGCGGUCAGGAAGCGCCCUGUCGAAGAGGACGACAAAAAGCCUUGGCUGAUCGAGUGGGAGCGUCGCAAGCACACUGCUUCGAAGCGUCAUAUCAAGACCUACGCCCCCAGCGAGCUGGCACUCUUCGUCCGCAUUGGCAAUCGCACACAGCCAAUGAGGGCAUGGAAGACCACGACUGUCUACAGCGUUAAGGUGAGACGGGCUGUGUCAGAUUCGGCUGACCAUCCAGAUCUGGGUUGCUUACCAGUACUUCCGCAAUCAUGGUCCUCAGGCUCUUCAGUUGGUUUGAGGGGAGAAAGCUGCUAA
Trichosporon asahii var. asahii CBS 2479 is the source of this 834-nucleotide messenger RNA. RefSeq lists its product as uncharacterized. Lineage: Eukaryota; Fungi; Basidiomycota; Tremellomycetes; Trichosporonales; Trichosporonaceae. The record is from RefSeq and is a predicted model, not a curated record. Bases 1 to 834 code for a protein of 277 amino acids. The transcript has a single exon.